This is a messenger RNA of Chara braunii, 5403 nucleotides long. The record is from the annotation of a GenBank genome assembly. Lineage: Eukaryota; Viridiplantae; Streptophyta; Charophyceae; Charales; Characeae.
AUAGCAGAAAAUAGUUAAAAAGAAGCGGAGAGAGAUUAUAUAGCAGAUAAUAGUUAAAAAGAAGCGGAGAGAGAUUAAAUAGCAGAAAAUAGUUAUUAAAAAAAAAAAGAAAAAAGAAUGAACAGAAAAGCUUUUCGGCCAGCUUGUGCUCCUUGUACUCCUCAUGGGGCUUCUCCCAAGACCACCAAGAAGAAGCAGAAGCAUAAGCACAAGCACAAGAAGAAGAAGAAGAAGAAGAAGAAGCACAAACACAAGAAGAAGAAGAAGCACAAGAAGAAGAAGAAGAAGAAGAAGAAGAAGAAGAAGAAGAAGAAGAAGCAGAAGCAGAAGCAGAAGCAGCAGAAGAAAAAGAAGAAGAAGAAGAAGGGUAUCGCGGAUCGCCUCCUGAUGAGACCGGUGCGCAGCCGAUUGACCAUCAUCACGAAGACAGAAGCUGCAGCUAUGGCGUACCCGAGGAGGCGCAAUGACAGCAAUAGCAAGAAGAAGCCUCGUUUUUUUGCCUACGGUUACUCCUCAUGUUGUUUUUAUCUUCUUUGGGCAUUGCUCUUUCUCUGUUUUGUCUUUGCCAUCUGGUACGGCUUAACCUUCAGCGCACACCUUGAUUACCUCACCGGGGGCUGGAUCGGAAGAAACGACAAAUCAGCUGACGUGUCAUCACUUCCAUUAUCAUCAACAUCAUCAUCAUCAUCAUCAUCAUCAGCAGCAGCAGCAGCAGCAGCAGCAGCAGGAGAAGCAGGAGAAGCAGAAGAAGCAGGAGAAGCAACAUUUGCUGAGGUUUCAACACAGGAUCGUUAUGCUGACGUGUUAAUGCAAGAUAGGCCCGCUGACGUGUCAAUACAGGAUCGUUCUGCAGACGUGUCAAAACAAGAUAGUCUUGCUGACGUGUCAAGUUCUGCUGACGAGUCAAUGCAGGAUCGCGCCGCUGACGUGUCAAUACCACGAUUAGCAUCAUCAUCAUCAUCAUCAUCAUCAUCAGUAGGGGUAAUGUCUGCUGACUUGUCGACAGAGGAUCGUCUUGCUGACGUGUCAGUACAGGGUGAGCCGGCUGACGUGUCAAUACAGGAUCGUCUUGCUGACGUGUCUAUGCGCGAUCGUCUCUCUGCGCAUCCUGCUGACGUGUCAAUGCCGCACCAACUUCAGGGUAACCAUUCUUACGGUGGUGCGUCGACUGGCAAACGAGAGGAGGAGGGAGGGAGGGAGGUGGGGGAGGAGGAGGAGGGAGAAGAGUGCGAUUCCACAACAGCCGGUUCACAGAGCUGUUGGUGUUGUUUAAUGCGGCAGCUGCUAUUGGCGAAAAGGUCUGUAUCUGCCGCGCAUUUCUGGUUGAAUUCAGUUCUGGCGGACGAUGAGGAGAGAGAGAAAGAGAAGGGAGGGGUGGAGAAGGAAGAGCAAGUGGGUGGGAGAGGUGAUGGACGGAGCUAUCCUUAUCCACAGAGUAAACCCGCCAGCCAUGUCGGUGACGUCACCAGCUAUGGCGGCAGCGAUGGUGGAAGAAGAAGGGAAGGAGGAAGAAGAAGGGAAGGAGGAAGAAGAAGGGAAGGUGGAAGAAGGUGGGCAGCUGCGACGACCACUACAGAUAAAUGGCGAUACAGGAGGAGGAGAAGAUGGAAAAUAGGAGCCAUUUUGCUGAGCUUUGGCUAUGGCGUUUCUCCUCCUCCUCCUUCUCCUCCUCCUCAUGCUCAUCAUCGUCCUUCUCCUGAUGCUCCUCCUCCUCCUUCUCCUCAUGCUCCUCCUCCUCCUCGUGAUAAUCAUCGUUAUCCUUAUCCAGAAUCUUAUACUGAUUCUUAUCGAGAUCGCGAUCCCGUCCUCGAUGUCUGUGCGUCUCAGAUCCAGACACUCGCGCGCCAGUCUUUGAGCUUGAUGGAUGCUGUCGUGGUCCUGUACGAGGCCGCCGUGAACACCUCCUCCUCUUCCUCCUCCUCCUCCUCCUCCUCAUUGCUGUCUUCUGCGAAACGUGGGGACCACCAUCAUCAUGUCUUCCGCCUCGGUGAAGAGCUGUUGAAGGCUAAAUUUAUCCCUGUGGAUAUGGAUAAGGAUAACAAGGAUAAGACGUCGGUUGCCGCCAAUUUGGGUAAGUCACUCCUGGGUGCUGCUGCUUCUAUGGAUGUUGAUUGGUACGUUCUUCUUGACAGCUCAGCAAUUAUUCGCGGCGACUACACUCUUCAGACCCUGCUGACGGUUGCGCAGCACAUGGAUUACAAACAAGCAAUACUUGGAACGGAUGGGGUCAUUGAGUUGUCCAGGUGGCAGCAUCUGCUUCUGCCAAGUGUCAAUCUCACACCUGCUGGCUCAGCCAAUGAUCAUAGUGGUUUCACUGACAGCUGUUGCAAUAUCUCUAACAGCGGAGCAGGAGGAGAAGGAGGAGAAGGAGGAGGAGGAAGAGGAGAAGGAGUAGGAGAAGACGGAGGAGGAAGAGGAAGAAAAGGAGGAGAAGGAGGAGGAGGAAGAGGAGGAGUAGGAGAAGACGGAGGAGGAAGAGGAAGAAAAGGAGGAGAAGGAGGAGGAGGAGAAGAAGGAGUAGGAAGAGGAAGAGGAGAAGGAGGAGAGGGAGGAGAAGGAGGACGACGAGGAGGAAGAAGAGGAGGAGGAGUAGGAGAAGGAGAGUUACGCCUACCUUCGACAUCAUUUCGCUUGUCAGAAGAAUUACUGGUUCCUGUCAGUCGUCUGGAAGGUCUGUGGCUCGUUCCCGGGUCGGUAAUUGGUUCGGUCAUUAUGGCCGUGUGUUCUGAGAUAGGUCACCUGGAGGCUCAGGCAGAUGACAGCGCAGCAAUAGGGAGGAGGAGGAGCAACAGCCUUCUCGGUCGACUGCAAGGCUGGCAAGACUCUAAGUUCUACUUUGUGCCCCCACUUCUAGACAAACUCAUAGCAAACACCUCCAUCUCCUCCUUGAAUUCCUCCUCCUCCUCUUCCUUCUCCUCCUUGAAUUCCUCCUGGAACUCCUCUCGUGCUUCUUCUUCUUCUUCUUCUUCUUCUUCUUCUGCUUCUUCUUCUUCUUCGUCAGUGCUUCUGGAAAGCAAAAGCAGGGACGUGGAAGGGGUGAUGCUUAAUGAUGGUGAUGAUGAUAAGGAUAAGGAUGGUGGUAAUCAUGGAGGACGUGAUGACAACGAAGCCAGUGAUUGGUGGACCAACACCUUUGGGAGAAUCACAGCGAUUCGUAAACAAUGGGGGAGAAGGGUGGGAGGAAGGGAACGAGAAGGCGGAGAUAGUGUUCUAUCCUCUCAUGCCGGUGCUCCUCGGCAGUUAAUUAAGGAACGUGGAGGAGGAGGAGGAGGAGGAGGAGGAGGUAGUGUGGAUGACGUGGCAUUGGGAGAGCCACGUGACAGUCUCAGAAUCAAGCAUGCUGCUCAGUACUAUGAGGCUGACCGUUCAAUGUGGUCCAGGUUGGCAGGAACUUGCACAGCCGCCGAUCGCUGUCGGGGUCGGGGUAGUCAUGUUCGUGGUGGUGGUUUAAGAGGGAGUAAUACCACCACGACCUUCUCCUCCUCUUCUUCUUCUUUCACCACCUCCUCCUCCUCUUCCUCCGCGAAGCUCAAUUCUGGCAUUGAUGGGAUUCAGUUUGCUGACCACGUGGAUGUGCUCUUCUACGCUGAGACACUAGAGGACGUCCGGACUCUGAGUCCCAUCUACGUGGCCAUGCGAUCCCAACACCAGACGCUUUUUGCCGUGUCUGGUUCUGACACGUAUCCAUGCAAAAAAGCUGCCGACUUGUUGCAUCAGCACCACAGCGACUGCGUCGCUAUGACUCGUGAUGAUAACGAUAAUGAUGAUGAUGAUAAGAGAGAUCAGGAGGAGGAGGAGGAGGAGGAGAAUCCUAUGGUCGGUGACAAGGAAGGGCAGGAGGGGGGUCUAUCCUCUCAGUGGAAGUCCGUGGGCCCGAUCCUUGUAUUAAGCCAGUGGCUGAAGACGACAGUUCUCGCGGAUGGCGGUCCACUGUCGGAAGCAGAAAUUCGACAUGUGGCAUUAUACUCCCUCUUAAGAUUAACAACGCCACGUGUACUGAUUGUGAGGCUGAGCCAUCGGGAUCUAGGCCCCGUUGAACAGCUUGUGCAUUUUUCUUCGCCCCGAUCCCGAUCCCAUGUGGAUGACGUCAACACUUCGACAAAAGCAGGACCAGCAGCAGCAGCACCGAUGCCAACAGCGAUCUGCUUGCCAGAUUCCAUGGCCAAUCACGUUGUCAGCUGGCUGCCCACCCUCCCUCUCGAGAGCUUGAUGGCAUGGAACCGUCUCCGCAUCACCCUGACAGUGAUCACAUUCCGCCGCCCGCAGUCCCUCUCUAGGCUGCUGCACUCUCUCUCCACAGCUGAGUACUUAGGCGAUGAGGUCAAGCUGAUCAUUGCAGUCGAACAUGGUGCUGAUAGCGAGACAGUGCGGCUGAGCGAUGGCUUUUCGUGGCCGCAUGGGCGGUUGAUUGUGCGGCAUCGUAAGGUCCGAGCAGGCCUCAUUGCCGCUGUCUCGGAGAGCUGGGACCCAGAACAUGAAGAUGAGGUUGGAGUGCUCUUGGAAGACGAUAUCGAGGUCGCCAAGUCAUUCUACUUGUGGAUUAAAUACUCUAUCUUGUUCUAUCACUACGGGCCAAAUCAGACCAAGAUCGACCAACUUGCAUCUGUGUCCCUGUACUCGCCUAGAUGUCACGAGUUUGUCCAUGACAAAGCUCACUGGAACCUCACUCAGCGAUUCCAACGGCUGCGUACAGCAAGCCGACAUGGAGGAGGAGGUAAAGAGGUAGGAGACGGAGACAGCGACGGAGAUGUAAAUGGAGUAGGAGUAGGCGUAGAAGGGGUGGAGGAGGAGGAGGAGGAGGAAGAUAGUUUCCUGGGAACGAACACUCCCUUUCUCCAGACGUUACCGUGCAGUUGGGGUGCCGCAUUCCUGCCAGUCCCUUGGCGACAGUUCAAGUCUUACCUCCGUCGCAAUCGACUCCUGCCAGUCGACCAAAGGCUCAAGAUCCAUGAGUACUAUUCUGUGAAAUGGAAGACCAGUUGGAAGGCUUUCUACAUCGAACAGAUGCACCUAAAUGCCUACGUUACUCUGUAUCCCAAUUUCCCAGAUGCAGCUAGCUUUUCCACCAACCACGUCGAACUAGGCGAGCAUAUCUUCACAAACGGAACACCAAACAAGUGGCACUUCAGCGUGCCUUUAAUUGGCAAUCGUACGGACUUUGUCGAUCUGCUACCCAACCGCCGACUGCCACCGUCCGAUCGACUUCCUGUUAUCGACUUGUUUGGCCAAUCCACAAGUUUAUCCGUCCUCGAAUUACUAGCGAGUAAAUUGAAGAGGACACAGCGCAGACCCAGGAUUGGCCUCACAACUUAAUGACACCUCUCUUGUCAGCCACUUCCAGUUUUCCAAAUAAUGCAGUCAAAUGCAGAGUGUUGUUAAAGUUGUAGAUUGGCUAAAAAUAGA